AUGACUGAACAGACUGCCGCUAUCCCCAAGGGCUCCAUCGUCCUCAUCACCGGCCUUACAGGCUAUAUUGCAACUCAUGUGGCACGGCAAUUCUUCGACCGCGGAUAUAAAGUGCGUGGAACGGUCCGCGACCUUUCCAAGGCCUCUUGGCUCAAAGAUGAUGUCUUCUCGGCGGAGCAUGCGGCUGGCGACCUAGAGCUUGUCCAGGUGCCAGAUCUCGGAGCCCCAAAUGCCUUUGGUGCUGCCGUCAAAGGGGUUGACGCUGUCGCUCACAUUGCAACUGUCGCAAACUUCGAUCCAGACCCGAACAAUGUCAUUCCACAGACCGUGUCUGGCGUGGUUUCGAUUUUACGCGCCGCAGCUGCAGAGCCUUCCAUAAAACAAGUAGUUUUUACGUCUACCGCUGGCACAGCCGUGAUGCCUCUCCCCGGUGCGUCGGGACACAUCGGCCGUGAUACCUGGAACGAUGCGGCUGUGCAAGCAGCGUGGGCUCCGCCGCCAUACGACGCCAGCCGCGGUCUGGUCACCUACGUGGCGAGCAAGGUGGAGGCUGAGAAGGCUGCUUGGAAAUUCAUUCAAGACGAGAAGCCCAACUUUGUGUUGAAUGUUGUGAACCCGUUCACCACGCUUGGCGCCAUGCUUCACCCUAGCCAUGAGAGGGGCACAGCCGGUUGGGUCACCGGAUUGUUCAAGGGUGAUACAACCCAAGCUAGCAUGCUGCCUUCCAUAUACUAUGUGAAUGUCAAAGACGUUGCCCUCCUCCAUGUCGCUGCCGUCCUUGACGAGGGCAUCAAGGAGGAACGUAUUCAAGCAUGGGCCGCCCCUUGCAAUUGGAAUGAUAUCUUGGCUAUCAUGCGACGUCUUUAUCCGAGCCGAAAAUUCGUCGACGAUUUCCCGGAAUCGGAGGCAAUUACUGCAACUACGGAUGAUAGUGUUGGGUUGAAACUGUUGAAGAAAUGGGCUCAUCAGGAUGGCUGGAAAAACUUGGAGGAUACGAUUCGCGAGAACCUAAGCGGCCUUCCAUAG
Messenger RNA from Trichoderma atroviride IMI 206040, 1026 nucleotides. RefSeq lists its product as uncharacterized. Gene Ontology annotation, molecular function: oxidoreductase activity, acting on the CH-OH group of donors, NAD or NADP as acceptor. The record is from RefSeq and is a predicted model, not a curated record. NCBI's taxonomy places the organism in Eukaryota, Fungi, Ascomycota, Sordariomycetes, Hypocreales, Hypocreaceae.